AUGGAGAGGGAAAAAGAAAUAGGAGAACGAAGCUCAUUGUCGUUGAGGGAAAAACGAAACCUCAGGGAGAAAGAGCGACGAAUGCGUAUGAAAGAUCUAUUCUGUUUACUCUCUUCCCAUGUUUCUCCCACUCGUAGGUUACCAGUGCCCAAACUUAUAGAACAAGCGACAUCGUACAUGAUCCAGUUGAAAGAGAAAGUAAAGUAUUUACAGGAGAAGAAAAAAACAUUGUUAGGAGGAGAAGUCGGGUGUCGCUCAGAAGGAUCGUCGUCGUCUCUUUUGCCAAAACUCAGUAUCCAUUCACGGGGUUCGAUCAUAGAGAUGAACCUGAUUAUCAGUGUUAACAUGAAAAGAUUAUCGUUACACGAGCUUAUGGGAGUUUUUGAAGAAGAAGGAGCUCAAGUUAUGAGUGCUAAUCUCCAGAACUUGAAUGAUAGGACCGCUUAUACAAUCAUCGCCCAGGCAAUCAUAUCACGCAUCGGCAUUGAUCCAUCAAGAAUAGAAAAGAGAGUAAGGGAUAUCAUCUUUUAAUAUGUUUUGCCAAGUCAUUGAUAAAAGGAAAGACAAGAUUUCAAAGUUCAAAUUCGAAAAUUUACUAUUCAUAAUUAUAAGUUUGUUUUAAACCGAACUUGUUGUCGGGAAAGAUAUUGUCGACGACCCUGCAUACAUUAAUAUCCCGAUGGUUUAUAUGAAACUGAAAUAUGAUGCAGCCUAGCUAGAAG
Molecule: messenger RNA, 722 nt
Organism: Brassica napus (rape)
Lineage: Eukaryota; Viridiplantae; Streptophyta; Magnoliopsida; Brassicales; Brassicaceae
Product: transcription factor bHLH168-like
Exons: 3
Coding region: 1-531 (176 amino acids)
Biological process (GO): regulation of transcription by RNA polymerase II
Cellular component (GO): RNA polymerase II transcription regulator complex
Molecular function (GO): DNA-binding transcription factor activity, RNA polymerase II-specific; RNA polymerase II transcription regulatory region sequence-specific DNA binding; protein dimerization activity
Source: RefSeq, a predicted model, not a curated record